AACUGCUCUCUCUCUCACUUAUCAGAUUAGGCAUGAAGAGCAAGGCAAGAACUCUCUCUAUCUAUCUAUGGACUUUGCAAUUUUUUCUGCAGUGACUGACAAUGUUAAAUGACAGCUGAUGGAUGAGGAAGGGAAGGGAAGGUGUGAGAGGUGCAGGGAGUGGCAAGAGCAUUUCUACUGGGAGCACAUGGAUGGAAGGAAGAUGAGGUUCUUCAAGCUCAUGUCAGGAGAUUUUGAGCAGAGCAUUAGCAUACCGGACAAGUUCGCGAGCAAUUUCAUCAGGCAGAUGCAGAUCGUGGAGGGGUUUGACCUAAAGGCGCAGAGCGGCGAGACAUGGCAUGUGGGUGUCACCAAGGUUUCAAAUGAUCUGUUCUUCAGGUCAGGAUGGGGAGAUUUUGCCAAGGCUCAUGAACUGCAGGAGAAUGACCUCCUGCUCUUUACAUUCACCGGCAACUCAUCCUUUGAUGUCUUGAUCUUCGAUGCUAGUGGCUGCGAGAAACUGUCUUCACUCUUUUCCGGCAAAAUGCGAAAACAUUUCGAUGAUCUUGGUGGUCAACAGGUUGAGCAAUACUCUCUGAUUGAUGAUUCUGAUGACAGUGAUGAUAAUGACUCUGAUGAAGAUGAUAGUGAGAGUGUGCCAUCUCUGUUGGUUGAUUCCCCUCACAACAAGGCCUCUACUUCAAAGAAAUUCAGUGCCAAGACUAAACCAAGGACAGAGCUUUCUGAAUCACCAAACAGUAGCAGCUACGAUGAUGUUAAGCACGAGACAAGUGAGGAAGAUGAGAGUGAUCAUGAACCCUACUACUCGAGAUCUGCGAAACGGCUACUCGACACCGAAAAGAGAGAGAUAACCGGGCUGGCUUCGAUCCAACCAGACAACCCGGCUUUCAUGACGGUUCUGCAGACGAGCAGCGUGCAAGGCAAAAGCAAAUUCCUGAUCAUCCCCAUGGAAUUUGCUGCUGACCAUCUUCAGAGGAAGUCACAUGACAUCCUGCUCGUCAGGCCGGCCAGAGAAGAGAGGUGGCAUGUCAGGUACUACCAGUGGAGCACCAGUAUAGGCUUCAAGGGCAAAUCCUGGGCCAAGUUUGUCUGCGACAACAGGUUGCGAGAGGGUGAUGUCUGCGUCUUCGAGCUUAUCAUAUGCGCGAGGAGGAAGAAGAUGAAGAAGACAGCAAUGACGAUUAUCGCUGUCCAUGUUGCCAGGAGGAGGAAGGCCGACGGCAGGUUUGUUGCAGUGGGUUAAGUUCCUGCAGCAAUCUUCAUCUUUUUCUACAUUUUGGUGUGUAAUAUGCAAUGCAGGUGUUCAAGUAUGUACUAGCACUGAAGAA
This is a messenger RNA of Brachypodium distachyon (stiff brome), 1328 nucleotides long. RefSeq names its product B3 domain-containing protein LOC_Os12g40090. The transcript is spliced from 4 exons. The coding region runs from base 119 to 1243 and encodes 374 amino acids. The record is from RefSeq and is a predicted model, not a curated record. Gene Ontology annotation, molecular function: DNA binding. Lineage: Eukaryota; Viridiplantae; Streptophyta; Magnoliopsida; Poales; Poaceae.